Molecule: messenger RNA, 1773 nt
Organism: Acinonyx jubatus (cheetah)
Lineage: Eukaryota; Metazoa; Chordata; Mammalia; Carnivora; Felidae
Product: butyrophilin subfamily 1 member A1-like
Exons: 14
Coding region: 213-1214 (333 amino acids)
Molecular function (GO): protein binding
Source: RefSeq, a predicted model, not a curated record
CACCUAACUACAGAACUCAGGAACAGCAUACCUUUAUGUGACUGACACUUCUGUCUGACCCAGGAUAUUGCCCUGGGUGGCAUAAUCUCUCAUCCCUGUGCUUGUAUAAGGAACACAAAGACAUCUCAGAAUCCUGCCAACGCAGCUCAGAACAGAGUUGGGAAUUUCUUUUAGGCCACGAGUGACGGACCUGAAAAGAACUCCUUCCUAAGAUGGUGACUCAGCAAACAGGUCUAGAUACAAAUUCACUUAUGAAUAAUGAGACACAUAAAAGUUGUUUGCCUUCUCUCCAAGAGCAGCCCCAAUGUCUGCAGGGUCUUCUGGAGCCAAGCCCACUGAUGACAAUUAAAGUCCAGGAGUUCCACCCUGAAGCAGAUGUAAACACCUAUCCUCUCUUACGUCUAGGGAUCAUCAUUUUUAUUAUUUUCCUGUGCAAAAACGAAUAUUGUAAUAGUGGUGAACUUAGGAAAGAAAAUGGUGAACUUAGGAAAGAAAAUGGUGAACUUAGGAAAGAAAAUGGUGAACUUAGGAAAGAAAGUGGUGAACUUAGGAAAGAAAAUGGUGAACUUAGGAAAGAAAAUGAAAAAUUUCAAAUGGAAAUUGAUCAAAGAAGAACCCAAUUUAGGAAUGGCUGGCAGAAGGCAUCAUUGUACCCCGACUGGAGGAAAGAAUUUUUCCAGGCUGUGAAUGUUAUUCUGGAUCCAGCCACAGCCCAUGCUGCCCUCGUCUUGUCUGAAGGCAACAAAUGUGUAACCUGUGGAGAGGAAUCUCAAGAUCUACCUAAAGAUCCACAGAGAUUGAAUUCCCUUCCCUGUGUUCUGGGUCACUCAGUAUUCACCUCAGGGAGGUGGUACUGGGAAGUAGAUGUCAGAGACAGUGGAGCCUGGGACCUGGGAAUAUGCAGGUCUAAUGUAAUGAGGCAGGGGAAGAUUUGUGUGAAACCUGAGAAUGGUUUCUGGGCCAUCAGGUCUUACAAGGAUGAGUACUGGGUACUCACUUCUCCAGAAAUGCAGCUUACUCUAAAAGAGCACCCUACCAGAGUGUGUAUUUUCUUAGACUAUGAAGGUGGAUGUAUCUCAUUCUACAAUAUGAUGGAUAAAUCCCACAUUUACACCUUCUCUCAAGGUCCUUUUAAUGUGUCUCUAAGGCCUUUUUUCAGGCUUUGGCUUGGUUAUUCAAAAAGUUUGACCAUCUGUCCAGUGCCCAAUGCAUAAUCCUUACUGUGGUCCCUCUCCUGUAUUAGGAGCAUCCUACGACCUGCAGGUCAGUGUAGAUUGAAGCAUGAGGUCAUGACAUGAAUUCUCCUAUACCAAAAGCAAAUUAUUUUUUUGAAUCUUCUUUCUGGUUCUCCCUAACAUUUUAUCUCCUUCAUAAAUGACUCCCCAAAGGCAUGGGAUGGCGUGUUAAAGUAUGUUACUUAUGCUAUGUUUAAAGAAAAUAUAUAUAUAUAUAUAUAUAUACACAUAUACAUACAUUCAUAUAAUAUAAUCAUAUUCAUAUAGAUAUAUAUGUAUAUACAAUAUAUAUACACACUCAUAUAAUCACAUUAUUAAACACAUUAUAUACUCACAUUAUUACCAUUAUUACUAUAAAUGUACACAAGGAACUAGUCUGUGUGAUUGCCCAUACAAUGUUGAAAUUUCUUUCAUAUCUGACAAAGGCAGGGAUAGGAGAAUAGCCUUUUAUUUUACACUCUUUUGUACCUUUUGGUUUUGUACUAUGUUUAUAAAAUGAUAUGCAAAAAAAUAAAGUUAGUUUCAAAUACAUGAAUAA